AUGGCGCCGUCCGGGCCGCUGCUGCGGCUGCUGCUGCUCGGGCUGCUGGCGGGCGCGCCGGCCGCGGCCUCCCUCCUGCGGGCCCGGGGCUGCCGGCGGCCCCUGCGGGCGGACCAGCUGUCGGGGCUGGGGCGCAGGACGUACCCCCGGCCUCAUGAGUACCUGUCCCCGUCGGACCUGCCCAAGAGCUGGGACUGGCGCAACGUGAACGGAGUCAACUACGCCAGCGCCACCAGGAACCAGCACAUCCCCCAGUACUGCGGCUCCUGCUGGGCCCACGGCAGCACCAGCGCCAUGGCGGACAGGAUCAACAUCAAGAGGAAGGGAGCCUGGCCCUCCACCCUGCUGUCCGUGCAGCACGUCCUCGACUGCGCCAACGCGGGCUCCUGUGAGGGCGGCAAUGACCUGCCGGUGUGGAGCUACGCCCACGAGCACGGCAUCCCGGACGAGACCUGCAACAACUACCAGGCUAAGGACCAGGAGUGCAACAAGUUCAACCAGUGCGGAACGUGUACCGAGUUCAAGGAGUGCCACGCCAUCCAGAACUACACGCUCUGGAGAGUCGGCGACUAUGGCUCCCUCUCCGGCAGGGAGAAGAUGAUGGCCGAGAUCUACGCCAACGGCCCCAUCAGCUGCGGAAUCAUGGCGACGGAGAAGAUGGUCAACUACACGGGAGGCAUCCACGCGGAGUACCAGGAGCAGGCCUACAUAAACCACGUCAUCUCUGUGGUGGGCUGGGGUGUCAGCGACGGCACCGAGUACUGGAUCGUCCGGAAUUCGUGGGGAGAACCGUGGGGUGAGCGCGGCUGGAUGAGGAUAGUGACCAGCACCUAUAAAGACGGGAAGGGUGCCAGUUACAACCUUGCCGUCGAGGAGUACUGUACGUUUGGGGACCCCAUCGUCUAAGGCCCAGGCCCCCAGAAGAACAUUUUAGGAAAUGAUAUCGUGAAUCACAGUCAGAGGGGGUCCCAUCGUUACGGGCACUGGUUUGGUCCCGCCACGGUCUGAAGGGACGAGGGGUUGGCAUCCGGCUGGUCACGGCACCGCACACCUGUCACCACGCAGACCGCUGUGGCGCUGGCUGGAAGGGCGCUCCUGAGGGAGAGUCUGAAACGGGAUGGCUGAGACCCGGGUGCCAGCAGCUCCCCUGCCACCAUGACUGCGGCAAACCGUUUGCCUGGCAGAGGUGCAAUCUGUAAGGCAUUAAUGAUGUGACCUCCGGUCUCUUCGGUGCAUGAUUUGGUGUUUUCUAUUUGGCAGGUGUGGUGUCUAAUGUGGUAAAAAAGGGCAGACUUAUCACCAGUUCCUCUGUCACCUUGGAAUCAGUGGUGGGGGCGGAGGGAGAGGAUGGCCAUUUGAGAUUGCCCGAGUGAUGAAUAAAACACGUGACUCCCCACAGGA
This is a messenger RNA of Canis lupus familiaris (dog), 1401 nucleotides long. RefSeq names its product cathepsin Z (gene CTSZ). NCBI's taxonomy places the organism in Eukaryota, Metazoa, Chordata, Mammalia, Carnivora, Canidae. Gene Ontology annotation, molecular function: cysteine-type endopeptidase activity. Gene Ontology annotation, cellular component: lysosome. Bases 1 to 906 code for a protein of 301 amino acids. The record is from RefSeq and is a predicted model, not a curated record. The transcript is spliced from 6 exons.